Messenger RNA from Austrofundulus limnaeus, 1040 nucleotides. It is a transcript of the gene ssr2, whose product is annotated as signal sequence receptor, beta. NCBI's taxonomy places the organism in Eukaryota, Metazoa, Chordata, Actinopteri, Cyprinodontiformes, Rivulidae. The record is from RefSeq and is a predicted model, not a curated record. Bases 102 to 665 code for a protein of 187 amino acids. Gene Ontology annotation, cellular component: endoplasmic reticulum; membrane. The transcript has 6 exons.
GCUGCUUUUAUAAACUCACAGAGGGUUUCAGGAGCAUUUCCUUACGGUGCCGACGUAGACGGUUAGAAAGUCCACGUAAGCGUAACUUAGCAAGGCGAAAUAUGACCAUGAUGGUGCUGCGCGUGAGUGUGCUGCUGCUGGCCGCGCUCGUGCUGGUGGCAGGAGAGGAGGGAGCCCGGCUGCUGGCCUCCAAAGCCCUGCUGAACCGCUACGCUGUGGAGGGCCGAGACCUGACCCUGCAGUACAACAUCUACAAUGUGGGCUCCAGUGCUGCCCUGGAGGUGGAGCUUUCUGAUGACUCCUUUCCUGCUGAAGACUUUGGAAUCGUCUCAGGAAUGUUGAACGUUAAAUGGGACAGAAUCGCACCAGCGAGCAACGUUUCUCACACGGUGGUGCUGCGUCCCCUGAAGGCCGGCUACUUUAACUUUACCUCCGCCUCUGUCAGGUACAAGCCCCAGGAGGGAGAAGAAGCGGUGGUGGGCUACACCAGCGCCCCCGGCCAGGGUGGCAUCCUGGCUCAGAGGGAGUUCGACCGGCGUUUCUCCCCGCACUAUCUGGACUGGGCUGCAUUCGGUGUGAUGACUCUUCCCUCCAUUGGAAUCCCUCUGCUCCUCUGGUAUUCCAGUAAGAGGAAAUACGACUCACCAAAGGCCAAGAAGAAUUAAAGAGCUGUUGCUGGGAGUGAAGUUCGGGGAGAAACUAAGAGGCUGGAAGCCUCUGCAGUGGUUCCCCCUGUAAUGGGAGUAAAGUGGAAAUGCACAGUGACCAGAGAAAAUGAUUAGAUUAAACGAGCAGCGUAUGUGAGAGGAGUUUUACUUUCUGCAGGAGGAAGUAAAGGUUGAGGAUGGGAAUUAAUGCUGACAAGACCGGACCACUCCUUUUCAAAUUAGCUAAUUGGUUCAUGAAUCAAAACAAUUACAACUAUGGUUGCUGCUGUUCGGCUGUCUGUGCUUGUGUACAUGGUGACCUGAAUUCAGAUGUAAAAUUUACAGCUACCUGACUUUAAUAACAAAUAAAAUACCUUUUUUUAAAAAAACAAA